AUGGAAAGUUGCCUAAAGUUUAAAUCAGCUCCAAAAUUGGAAAGAAAAGAUGUGGAGAAAAAUAGAAGGAAUCAUAUGAAGAAUCUCUAUAUUCAACUUCAUUCCAUGCUUCCUACUCAUGCAUCUACUUCUAAGAAAACGACAAUGACAGUGCCAGAUCAAAUAGAUGCAGCAGUGAAUUACAUAGAAAGCUUGGCAAUGAAUUUAGAGAAGAGCAAGAAACACUUGGAAGAAUUGAAAUUGGGCCUAAAGAGAGCCCACUCACUCAAUGCAACUAAUGUGCCUGGCUCAAGCACAGAGUCAACCGCUAAGAUUGAAUUUCAUGAAAUGGGCCCAAACAUGGUCGUGGUAUUGAUAAGAGAUCCGCAGAGGAGGGCCUUGCUACUUCCGGCUAAAGAUUGA
Molecule: messenger RNA, 402 nt
Organism: Capsicum annuum
Lineage: Eukaryota; Viridiplantae; Streptophyta; Magnoliopsida; Solanales; Solanaceae
Product: transcription factor bHLH162-like
Exons: 2
Coding region: 1-402 (133 amino acids)
Biological process (GO): regulation of transcription by RNA polymerase II
Cellular component (GO): RNA polymerase II transcription regulator complex
Molecular function (GO): protein dimerization activity; RNA polymerase II transcription regulatory region sequence-specific DNA binding; DNA-binding transcription factor activity, RNA polymerase II-specific
Source: RefSeq, a predicted model, not a curated record